Messenger RNA from Lycium ferocissimum, 775 nucleotides. RefSeq lists its product as uncharacterized. The coding region runs from base 419 to 760 and encodes 113 amino acids. The record is from RefSeq and is a predicted model, not a curated record. The transcript has 2 exons. Lineage: Eukaryota; Viridiplantae; Streptophyta; Magnoliopsida; Solanales; Solanaceae.
GUUUUGCUCUUCUCUGUACUAGUAUGUCUGUCUAGUUCACCAUUUUUUCUAACCUUAUUUUUUUUUUAUUUUGUAGAUGGCGGGUGAUAAUAGGGGCAAGGCUAUUGCUAAAGCCCCAAAAAAGUCAAAAAAGAAGCCUCCGUUUAUACCACCAGAGGUCCUAGUGCUCGGAACCCUUAGGAUUCCUGGCAGAGAUCGAUCUCCACUCCCGUACAUCUCACCACGUGGCCCUCCAUUUCCACAUUACGAGGAAUUAAAUGGGUUGGCAUGGAGUCAGCCGACCCUUCAUGUGACAGCACGCCCAUUUUUUUAGCCUCAGGGCCAAACAGAACCACAGAGUCGAUCUCAGUCCCCUGCCACACCUCGCACUAUCUCACAUGGCCUACCAGAUUAUUAUCAUGUAUCACAGUGUGCGAAUAUGAGCGGUACCCCGACUGCUACACCCAGCCCGACUACGUCACAACCAUCGACCUCAUAUAACCCAAAUGUUGUGACGUCGGAGCCUCACGAAAGCAGCUCUGAUUCUGACGAAGAACCUCCCCGACCAGGAGAUGUUGAGACAGUUGAUGGGUAUGGUCGUCUCAUAAUCAAGCCAGUUGGAUACGGCUUCUAUCCGUGCAAAGCAACAAAAAAGGUUUCACAGUCAGUCAAAUCACUUUAUAGAGGCGCCAUUUCAUCUUGGGGCAAGGUGGAUGUGGAUCUGAAGAAGCAGAUGUUUGUAGAAUUCAGGGUAUUUAUUAUUUAUAGUAAAAUAAUAUAACUAUAUGUUGAUUGU